Bactrocera oleae (olive fruit fly) is the source of this 1813-nucleotide messenger RNA. RefSeq names its product Alkaline phosphatase 10 (gene Alp10). Gene Ontology annotation, biological process: dephosphorylation. NCBI's taxonomy places the organism in Eukaryota, Metazoa, Arthropoda, Insecta, Diptera, Tephritidae. Gene Ontology annotation, molecular function: alkaline phosphatase activity. The record is from RefSeq and is a predicted model, not a curated record.
UAGCAUUCGCUUGCAGGUGACGUUCGUUUCACUUCAGUUCAGUAAAACUCACUUCAUUUUGUCUAACAAGCGUCGUGUUUAAAGCAUGUACAAUCUUCAUUGGUUUCUAUUGGACCUUUUGGUCUGCUUCGCAAGUGUAUCAUUCGCCGACGAAUAUCAUGCACGAGUACUUACCCCACGCUCCGUGAAAACCGCACGAGCCAUCGAAGAGCAAACAACCGAAUAUUGGGUAGAUAAAGCACAAAACAUACUCGCCGACAAACUAGAGCAGUCAUCGCGGCUUAACACGAAUCGUGCCAAAAAUAUAAUACUAUUUCUUGGCGAUGGCAUGUCGGUGCAUACAAUAACCGCUACACGUGCUUUCCUCGGUGAUAGCUCCGAACAGGUCUCGUUCGAACAAUUCCCCUACACAGGUCUCUCCAAAACUUACUCAGUCAACAAGCUUGUACCAGACUCUGCCUGUACGGCAACAGCUUACCUGUCGGGCGUUAAGGCUAAUUACGGCACGAUCGGUGUUACAGCCGAAGUACCGAAAAACGAUUGCGAAGCGGCUAUCGAUACGCGUACACAUACCGAAAGUAUUGCAAAAUGGGCGCAAGACGCUGACAAGUGGUCGGGUUUGGUGACAACAGCGCGUGUCACACACGCUUCGCCGGCUGGUGUUUAUGCGCAUACUGCCAACCGUGACUGGGAGACUGAUUCAAAGAUCAAGUCUAGUGGUUGUGUUUCUGGCGCAGAGCAUAAUGUGGACGUUGCAAGUCAACUAGUUGAAUGGCCAGUUGGUAAGAACUUGCGUGUAAUUAUGGGUGGUGGACGGCGUAAUUUUAUCGAUGAGGAGGAACUCGAUGAAGAGGGUAUCGAGGGCAAACGUAGCGAUGGUCGAAAUUUGACUGAAGAGUGGCUAGCGGAUAAAUAUGAACAAGGCGCAAGCGCGGCAUAUGUAUGGAAUAAGGAGGGUCUGCAGAAUGUGGACCUCAAUGAAACUGAGUAUUUGCUGGGUCUUUUUAGCUCAUCCCAUUGUCCGUACCAUGGGGAUUUGAAGCGUGAGGGCUUAACAGAGAUAGUGCCAUCGUUGAGUGAAAUGACCGAGGCGGCCAUACAGCUAUUGAGUAAAAAUGAUAAGGGUUACUUUUUAUUUGUCGAAGGCGCACGUAUCGAUAUGGCACAUCAUAGCACGCGUGCACAUCGCUCAAUCGAGGAUACGGCGGAGUUUGCGCGCGCCGUCGAAUUGGCGCGCGAAAUGACAAGUGAAGAAGAUACAUUGAUUGUGGUAACGUCAGAUCAUUCGCAUACCAUGACAAUUAACGGUUAUCCGACACGCGGUUCUAACAUCUUCGGUCUCGCGCCCAUGGUUGCCGAUGACAACUUACCAUAUACCAUACUCUCCUAUGCCAAUGGGCCCGGUUACUCAAAGACCUACUCCACAAAGAAAGGUCGUCGCAAUUUGAGCGACGCUGAUUUGGAUGAUCCGAAGUAUCGAUAUAUGGCCACCGUACCGCUGGACUCGGAAACACAUGGGGGUGAUGAUGUGGGCGUCUUUGCUUCCGGUCCAUACGCCCACUACUUUUCGGGAAAUUACGAACAGACAAAUAUACCCGCGCUAAUGGCGUAUGCAGCCGAUAUUGGUCCUUUCGCAAAGUCUGCUAUAGCGCCAAAGAUCGUUAAAGCAGCAAAAAACGUUAAUGCAGGCGACGAAACAAUGGAGAAAAGCAAAGAAUAGCGUUGGUUGUAAGAAAAUUUCCAACAAAUAGUUUCAUUUAAAUAAAUUUUGGUGCAAUCAAGUGCAGCAUGCAAGUUCGUACCAGUAAGAGUA